Pungitius pungitius (ninespine stickleback) is the source of this 3660-nucleotide messenger RNA. Its product is annotated as progesterone receptor-like. The record is from RefSeq and is a predicted model, not a curated record. Bases 589 to 2649 code for a protein of 686 amino acids. Gene Ontology annotation, molecular function: estrogen response element binding; nuclear receptor activity; zinc ion binding. Gene Ontology annotation, cellular component: chromatin; nucleus. The transcript is spliced from 9 exons. NCBI's taxonomy places the organism in Eukaryota, Metazoa, Chordata, Actinopteri, Perciformes, Gasterosteidae. Gene Ontology annotation, biological process: positive regulation of transcription by RNA polymerase II; male gonad development; nuclear receptor-mediated steroid hormone signaling pathway.
ACACAGAGGUAAAUUAAUGUUUUUCUUUAUAUAGAGAUUUUUGUCAAUUGGAUUUCUCUCUAAAUAGUGUUAUUGUGCAGGGCAAUAUGUAUUAGAUUUUAACAAUCACUUGCAAGGGGUGUAAAUUCAGCCACCAAAUACAAACGAGCCUUUUUAAAGCUUAACUUGAAGUAUCGCGUAUGGCCGACACGAACGUGGCAGCUACCAGGGAGCGUGCCGCAGAGAGCCGUGUCCCGUCAUGUACCCAGCCGCCUGUUCUCGCGAGACUCUCCACGGUGCCAGAGUACAAAGUCAAGUCACAGAGUUCAAACCGUUAUUUCGUACUUUCUCGUUGACUCAACAGGCGGUGCCGCCGGCUACUUCGUGCGCACGGCUAAAAACAACACGAAAGUUAGCCGGGUCCUUGAUUCGCGGCGCAGGCUCGACGGGACGUCCCUCUUUCUAACCCAACCUACGACGUCAACUCCUCUGAAUUUCGUGCCCGCUGAAGCGUACGAGCGGAGCCUGCGCGCAGCGGAGGGUUUGUUUCGUUAGUUCGCCGUGCAAGCAGCGCGCACCUCCUCAAACUGUCGCGACGCGAGCCCGGAGAUGGCCUUUAGCUUGAGCCUGUCUGACUUGGAGGAGACGUCAAACUCUUUGAUAGGGAGCGAGCGCGAUCGGCUGAACACCGCGGACACCUGUGCGUGCGCGACCACGGCCGAGCUCAGUAAAGCCGUGUCCGUGUCCUUGAGUUUGGACUCGGUGUCUUCUCCGCUCAACAACAUGCAGCAGUGCGCCGCCGGCGCGUUCGCAGACUUUGACCCCCCCGCCGCGGAGAACCGUUCCCGGAGAGCGCCGGAGUUCGGAGCGGCUCGAGCGGCGCACCCAGAGGCCGGCCGCUUCGCGCUGAGCGGCGCCGACCCGAGGGACGACGAGGACGACGAAUUCGGAGAGGUGUGCCACGGCAUCCAGCAGGUGAGCUGCAUGGAUCUGCUGCGGUCGAGCGACGCGGAGGGCGCGCGAGCCGAGACGCGCGACUCCGUGAUCGCCCGAUACGUCUACAAGGAGUCCAACUUGUUCAUGAGCCCCGCGACGGAGCUGCCGGCGCCCUCCCAGUUGGACGGGCUCUUCCCUUUGAGACCGUUCUCCGCGUACUCGGCCGGUCCGAACCUGUUCAGGGACGCGCCGGGUGUGUGGCGCGCGUACAGCAGCCGAUCGGAGCCGGAGAGACCAGGAUCCGGCGGACACGAGUUGUUGUGUAAAUACUGUAACUGUGGACAAGGCUCUCUAGGAUCGAGACCGCCAUGCCGCUGUAUGUGGUACAGCAAAGACGAGCAGGAUGGCAAAGGUGGCAUUCAAUCGGCCAUGGCCCAAGGCUACGGCCAGUUGGAAAGUUACCAAAGUGCGACUCCUCAGGAGCAGCUCACUUUGUCCGCCAUCAAGACCGAACCUUCGCUUUGGAUGGAUUGCUCCGAUCGCAGUUUCAGAAAUGAGGAUUUGUUUCCAGGUGUGUACCUGUCAGACAGGAGAGUGUGUCAGGUGUGCGGUGAUGAUGCCUCCGGCUGUCAUUAUGGAGCCGUCACUUGCGGCAGCUGCAAAGUGUUCUUCAAGAGGGCCGCAGCAGGUAAGCAGAACCACCUGUGCGCCAGCCGGAACGACUGCACCAUCGACAAGCUGAGGAGGAAGAACUGCGCCUCGUGCCGCCUGAAGAGAUGCUUCAUGUCGGGAAUGAGCCUUAAAGGUCGCAGGCUGAAGGGAAAUGGACAGACGAGGAGCGCGGAGGAGGAGCAGCAGCAGCAAGGCCCCGGAGAACGGGCCGGGAGGAGGGACGUCAUCAUGGAACCAGGGAGCUCCGCUGUCAUGGCUCAGACAUCCCCGGCCCUGGCUCUGGGCAUCCCCCCGACCCUGCGUUCGUGCCUCUCCCUGCUCAGCGUCCUGCAGGCCAUCGAGCCGGCCGUGGUCAACGCGGGACACGACCACGCGCAGCCGGACAGCCCCGUGUCCUUGCUCACCAGCCUCAACGAGCUGGGGGAGAGACAGCUGGUAACGGUGGUGCGCUGGGCCAAGGCGAUACCAGGUUUCCGUGACAUGCACGUAGACGACCAGAUGUCAGUGAUUCAGUUGUCAUGGAUGGGGGUGAUGGUGUUCGCUUUGGGCUGGAGGUCAUACACUCUCACUAACAGCUCCCUGCUCUACUUCGCUCCAGACCUGGUUUUCAAUGACCAACGGAUGGAAGUCUCCAGUAUGUAUGAACACUGUGUGAGGAUGAAGCUGCUCUCCCAAAGGUUCUGCAUGCUGAAGGUCACUCAGGAGGAGUUCCUCUGCAUGAAGGCCCUGGUCCUCUUCAGCAUCAUGCCGAUGGAGGGCCUGAAGAACCAGCGUUGUUUUGAUGAACUGCGGACCUCCUACAUCAAGGAGCUGGACCGCUUGGCCAGCCACUGCGGAGAGACCACCCGCACGCAGCGGCUGUUUCAGCUCACACAGCUGCUGGACUCCCUCCAGUCGAUUGUGAGGAAGUUGCACCAGUUCACCUACGAUCUGUACCUCCAAGCCCAGUCCCUCCAGACGCGGGUCAACUUCCCAGAGAUGAUCUCCGAGAUCGUCAGCGUCCACGUGCCCAAGAUCCUCUCCGGCAUGGUCAAGCCCAUCCUUUUCCACAAUACGGCCUAAAAAGCCGAGCCGCUGUGUUGAAACGGGAAAAGAGAGGGUUUGUGAUUUUCACGAGGGCAAAGUGAUACAGUCGAGCACAGUGAAGCCAUGAAGGCCAUAAAGCACAUUCUUCCAAAUCUAAUUGCAUCCACUUUGUUAUUCUUACCGCCUGCUAUCUGUAUCACACACGACACGUGUUUCCUGGUGUCGAUUUUAAAACCGCUAUUUCAUUUUUAGAAUGCAUUCCUUCCCACAGGCUCACAAAAGGCUUGUGAAACUGUCUGGCACGUAGAGGUCUUCAUAUUUAACAGACGACGGGCUCUGUUUUAUUUCAGGACGCGAGCCGGUGGUGAGAAACCCCCCCCCAAUCGCCCCCCCGUGUCCCGCAGAGUUCACGUUGCCAUUGCUUGUGUGUGUGUGCGCGCUGUGGUAUGAUAUUUGCACUAGCUUCUUAACAAUGAAUGUUAUUGUGUGCACCUGAGAUGAGGGAAGUUGAUUGACAGUUAAUAAACGGUUGUGGCACGCAUGCUAAGACACUAAGCUGUCCCGCCUGAAUACAAGGACAAGCGGUUCUAAUCGAUAGGAAUAAUAGCCGACUAAUCGUUUUAGUUGUCCACAAAAAACAAAUAAGCUUUUAAACUGCAAGUGACUUCAUCGAUACCAAUUCCAAAUGUAUAUUUAUGAAUUUUCUAUCAUCAAAACGUCACACUAAAGAAAACAAUUGCACGACAUCAACGAUGCUCGUUAGUCAACCAACUAUUGGCAGAUUUAUUUGGUUUUGUUUACUUUGCUUGUUUUGUAUGUACUUUAUUCAAGUACAGUUUUUCCAGGAGGGACAUUUCAUACCUUGUGACUUUUCUACAGUUUCUUAAAAAGUGUUCUUUGCAACUGCUUUAUUCUGUGUCAUCGUGCACUCAUUGUAGCUUUUGAUAUUUUUGCUUAAACGUUUAAAAAGUAGGGUCCAGCCAAGAAUCUGCUCAUUUUGUUGCAGCACAGAACAGCUCAUCGUGUAAUAAAAAAACUGAAGCAUGA